ACAAAAACAACAAGAAAGUAAACACACGACACGGCAGAAGCAGACGACAAGCUUGACGUUUUGACGGACGACGUGGACGCGGAGGCCGGCUUGCUUGUGUCCUCGCCCUGAGCGCUGGGCGCUCUCCAACGUCAACAAGGCUGCCACCACCACCUCCAGGGGCAUGGCUGCAGACAUCCGCGAGGAUGACAUGGACGGCGAGCUCGAGACACUCACCAUGGACACCUCGCUGUGCUCGGACCUGCAGUCGCUGGGAGAGGUAGAGCCCCGGGAGUACCAUGGCGGCGACGGGGUGUCCUGCUCGCCCAUGUCCACCCUGGAGCAGGUGUGGCAGUGGAAGAGGGAGCCGUGGGCCAACCUGGUGACCCCACUGUCACCCAGGUCUGCGAUGGUGGUGCCUGGCAACAGGGUGCAUUGCGUCGAAGGAGUGCAGCCCAGGGUGCACAGAGAGUCGGUACCAAGGACCAUUUUCUGUCACGAUUUGAAGGGCGGCUAUUUACAAGACAAGUAUGUCAAUGGCUCUCAGGUUUAUGGAGAGUAUCGCUUUUUCCACUGGGCUGGUAUUGAUACUUUCAUCUACUUUAGUCACCAUCUUCUGACUGUGCCUCCAGUUUCAUGGAUAAAUUCAGGACACCUUCACGGAGUGCCUGUUCUGGGAACACUGAUCACUGAGGGCGCAGAAGGAGCUCGUGUGUGGGAACAGAUUUUUGUUGACUUGCCUACUGUUGUUAGAUUUGCGGAUACGCUAGCUGCUAUCUGCCGUCACUAUCGCUUUGACGGCUACCUUUUGAAUGUGGAGAACAAAGUCCCUGAAGAACAUGUUCCUAAGCUUGUGCGCUUUGUCACUGAAUUGCGCAGCAGCCUGCAGCGCCUUGGUUUGAAACAAGCCCAAGUGAUUUGGUAUGACAGCGUGACUUGUCGAGGAAGCCUGGACUGGCAGAAUGAGCUAAAUGACAAAAAUAGAUGCUUCUUUGAUGCUUGUGACGGUAUCUUCCUAAAUUACACCUGGACAAAAAAACACUUAAAGCGAUCUGUGAAAAUAGCAGGUGCGAGGUGCCUGGAUGUGUAUGUUGGUGUGGAUGUUUUUGGAAGGAACUGUUAUGGUGGCGGAGGAUUUGAUUCUGACAAGGCAGUAUCUUUGGUCAGAUCCAUGGGCCUUUCGCUGGCGUUGUUUGCUGCAAGCUGGACUCAUGAAUGCCUGGACAAGAGAAAUUUCAUUCAUCUAGAAUACUUAUUCUGGCAAAAGCUGUGGCCUUACCUGUAUCUUCAUGGUCCUAUAAGGCUUCCUUUCUCAACAAGUUUCUGCCAAGGAUAUGGUUUGAAUAUCUUCAAAAAUGGCUUGGUUUAUUCUACAGAACCGUGGCAUAAUCUCCGCAAGCAGCAGUACCAGCCCUGUACUCCAUCCACUCUAGAGCAGCCAAGAAUUUUUGGCGCUCAUGUGAAGAACCCUGGCUCCUCUCGAAAGGAAACCGAAGCAACUGCUGGUAAUGAGGUGGUGGCUGGCAGUGGCCCUUCCUGCAACAAGGAAGAAGAAAGCCCAUCCAUCCCAACACAGGAUCAAGGUGUCGUUGCACAUCACGGAGAAAUCGCAUUUUAUGGCGGAGGAUGUCUGAAAAUUGGAGGCCCUGGAAGUUACAGCAUGAAGAGAAUGCUUGUGUGUGGAUUCAGAAGCUCUGGAAUGUUGAUAGUAUCAUGUGCCACCAAAGUUGCAUCACCAUCUGUUAUUACUCUUCCUUGUCUGAAUCUCACUAUGUUGGUGCAAGACAGGGACAAUUGUUACAGAAAACACGUUUUAAUUGGAGCAGAGCAAGGCGGUGAAGGAGAUUAUGCUCAGGAGUGUGCAGUUCGCCUGCAUCGUCCAUUAAUGCAGGGAGAAAUCGACCAACUUCGAGGAGCAGCUGUUGACAGGUGCACUCAGAAGCAACUGAGUGUUGAGGGCUCCAACGGCUGGGAUAUAAGACAUUUUUCGGUUGAGGUGAAUGGAGUUGUUCUGGAAGUGGGAGCCGAAGUCAGCAACCAAGAAGACACUGUUUAUUUGGGAUGGCUGGCCCUCAGCCGUUUGGAUGGCUAUUAGAGAAAGAGUGCCCCCUGUGUCAUGCUAUGCUAUAAAUACCUCAAUAUUUGUUUCGUGAAGGAUACUUUUGAGAUUACUAUUUUUACAUUUACCUAAAUUUUCAUCAUGCUUUUUUUAUGCAAGUGUGUUAAUCCUUUUAUGAUGAAAUACUGUCUUGCAUUGCUCCUGUGAAUACUUUUUUUCUUUUUGUGAUUAAUAUGAACCAAUGCAAUUUUCUUGACAUCUGUGAUAAUACAAACAUGUAACCCUUUAAAUGUAAUUACAAUACUUUUAUAUAUUGCCAUUCAACAUUCUAACAGCCUGCAUUUAUUUAAUGUAUACUAAGGUAAAAUGAAAUGUUCAGCAGGGACUAAUUCCGUUACUACUGUCUUGAUUAACAUUAAAGUGCUUUCACCUUCAGACUA
Molecule: messenger RNA, 2478 nt
Organism: Thrips palmi
Lineage: Eukaryota; Metazoa; Arthropoda; Insecta; Thysanoptera; Thripidae
Gene: ENGase
Product: cytosolic endo-beta-N-acetylglucosaminidase
Exons: 9
Coding region: 164-2074 (636 amino acids)
Biological process (GO): protein deglycosylation
Cellular component (GO): cytoplasm
Molecular function (GO): mannosyl-glycoprotein endo-beta-N-acetylglucosaminidase activity
Source: RefSeq, a predicted model, not a curated record